Protopolystoma xenopodis is the source of this 648-nucleotide messenger RNA. NCBI's taxonomy places the organism in Eukaryota, Metazoa, Platyhelminthes, Monogenea, Polystomatidea, Polystomatidae. The record is from the annotation of a GenBank genome assembly.
AUGAAGACGAAGUAUGCUAAACGGCAGGGAUACAGACCAGGGAUGCUCUGGCCAUUAGGAAUAUGCACCAAUCCCGAAGAAGUGUGUUGCCUGUCUGUGAAAUAUAACAUGGGAUCGAUGGUAUUAUGGGAUGAGCCAGGGGUCCUUCCAACAAUUGUCAGACAGACGCAUCUUUGUGGCUGGCUCGGACAUUGGCGUUGUGGGCUCAAAGAGCCUGUCAUUCUGUCUGUCCACGCAGAGGAACGGGGUAAUAUUGCCGAUCGCCCCACCUGGCUGGCAAAAGACCCUGUCUUCAGUGGACCGGAGGGCGCACGACUUGCACGAACGGCCGUAACCUUCGUGAUUAUAGGUGAACUCGAGCAGCCCGGUACCUCAGUGGCCGACUGUUGGACUUUGACCUCCCAGCCCGACUCGACUCACGAACCAACAGGCCGCCUGAGUCACUGCCACGCCGCCUGUAGCAAGGUUGGCCAGAGUGCAGCAUUCUUCUCAUUUAAUCAAUCUGGGGCUCACUCUUCUCGCCCGCCCUCUUCAACUGUACCCCUCGCUACACGUGUUAGCCGGCAAGCUCUAGCAUGUCGCCUUCCACUUCUGCCUCGUCAGGAGAGCUCUGUCGCCGCCGUGGAAACCAGCUCCGGCAUCUGCUGA